CAAACUAACCUGCGCGUGUCGCGACGACGGUAUUACCGUGUCUUUUAUAUACUGCAACCAUUCAAUACAACAGGUGAAUGGUAAUUAACGAUAAUAAGGUGUUUAUAAACAAAGUUUCAUAAUAAAUCUGUUAAAAGAUACAAAAUUAUCUAAAAGAUGAAAAAUCAUCUAAGCUAAUGAAAAUCAUCUUAAAGUGUAAAAUAAAGUUAUUUUUCAAUCAAAAUAUCGAUUUUAAUAUAGUUUGUCUAAUUUUAUCAAAAGAUACAAUAUCUUUAAGAAGCUAGAAGAGUAUCUUAAGCCCAAGAGAAUAAAAAAUAAUAAUAGAAAUAAUAUCUUUUCAAUAGAAAAGUAUCUAAAAUAAACAAAACAGUGUGUCAUGAGAUAGAAAAAAAAUAUCAAAGUGAUACAAAAGAAGUUAAGAUAAAUGUUAACAAGUAUCUUUACGUAAAUCUCGUUCCAGCAUCGCAUUACAGCAACAACAAUAAUAAUUGUUCUUCAACUUAUCCAAGUGUCUGACCUCGAUUAUACAUUGAUUGAGUGUAAAAGUAGAAAUAAGCACGUCGAUCGAGGUCAACAAUGUUUUCCGUGAUCGGUGUCCACUUCAUCAACUUCGUCGUCGUCGUCGAUUUAUCGUAACUCGUAGUCGUCGUAUUCGCCACGUCCGUUGUCGUCGUCGUAGUUCGUAUUCUGAAACGUGUGUGUUUUGAAAAACCCUCUGGAUCAACUUCUGGGGAAGUGUGGUUGUUGGUUUUUCUUUAUUAAGAAAAGGGAUCACAUUCCCAUCGGUCCCUUCUUGUGCAAAGCCUCAGUCACAGCAUAUCUUUAUCUCAACCAUUAGUGAUUCAAACAACGUAACAACAACAAAAAAUUGGUCAAUAUUUGAUGACAACAAAACAAAAUAAAAAGUAUCUACCUGAGUGAUUGAUUCCGUCCAUGUCCAUUGAAAUCCAAGAGUAAAAAAAAAACACCAACAAGUGGAUAAAAGGGUGUCGUGGCCGGUUUUGAGAUUUUUUUAGUGUUGUCUUCUUCGACGUCUUGUGUCUUGCACCACUCCUUUCUCAAAUGCAUGGAGAUUUCUUGUAUUACCACUGAUUGAACAAUAAGAGAGCCACAAAAAAGAAUUUAAGAAAAAAAGAUUCAGGUGGUUCAUUGUGUGUUUUGUGUUGAUAUUUCUUUUUUUGAUAUUCCAAAUUUUUGUUUGAAGAAAUCUAACUAAAGAAAAAUAAAAAGAGAAAGGAUUCGGGUAUCGUGUAUCUGACAAAAUAAAAAUUUCAAAGGAUAUCGACAUCACAAUACAGCAACCGAAAAAAUCCCCCUUAUUUUGCGGUCCUCUCGAAAGAUCGAAAGAGUGUUAGAGCAUUUGUCAUGCUUCUGAAGUUUAUAGUUAGAUCUUAAUCUCAAACCCAAUUUUGUUGGAUUAGAAUAAAUAUUUUUACCCGCAUCUUAGAAGUGAUUCAUAUAGUCUUGGAUUAAAAUUUCAAUAAAAAUAAAUAAAAUUCUGUACGCGUGAUAUCUUGAAUACAGCAUCUUUCAAAGGCAUAACUUACAACAACAAUAAUUUACAAAAGUGGAAUAUACUUAGAUGAACAUAAACUUCUUCAACUGGAUGACUUAAUCGAAAAUAAACAAAAAUCUGUCACUUUUUAACUUAAAUCCCAAUUUGAGCUUCAAUUUGAAUGACACAUAAACGUCACCAACAAAAAGAGCAUUGGCACCGUCUUAACAAUUGCUGUUGCCGCCGCGUUCAUUCGACGUCGUUGUCGUUGUCGUCGUCUCCGUCGUGGUCAUCGUCAUUUUCGUUCGUCAUCGCGUCUGUCUCUGAUGUUUAAUUUUACCAAGCAAUUAAAUGCCCCAAGUCUCCACCGAGUGGCGCUGUCAGUUUACGAUUAUUGCAUUAAUAAUAUAGAUUGUCAUAAAUAAUUGUACCUUUGAAUGUCUGUUCCAUUCUUGCGCGACUCCAACAACAAUCUACUGUCGCUUUGUUACAAUUGUAACGUGGCGUAAAUUUUUGUUUUUUUUUAUAUAUAAAAAUUUAUUGUUAUUUAACAAUUCUUUUACGAUUUGAAUUGAAUGCAUUCGGAUGUUCAGUAUGAAUUUUUGAAUCUGAGUGCACUUUAUCGGUUUUAGUUUUUAACUGCCUAAUGUUGUUGUUGCCGGUGGGGUUUUGAACCUACUAAAGCAGUUGGAGCAGAAUUAAGUGUGGAUAUUACAGCAGACUGCGCAGAUACAAAGCAAAUAUAAGAACAUGACGUGGAAGAUUGGAGUGAUUGGUGUUGUGCUACUUAUGAUCACACGAAGAUCUCAGGGAAUUUUAGGCAAGUCACAGAUGUGUGAAGUCGAAACUGGACAAACAAAUAUUAUUUUGGAUAUCGAAGAGAGCAGAGGAAAUUAUGUUGGCCAACAAACAAAUCCACCAGAGCUACCAAUCUUUGGUGAUCCAUUCACGGAAAUUGCACUCGAUCUAGUCUUCCCAAAGGGUAAUCCAACAUUUUUGCUUAAUGGCAAGAAGCUGCAGCUGCUGCAACCGCUCGACCGAGAUGAAGAAAAUCUUAGUCAUAUUGUCUUCCAGGUGUCAUGUACGAUACGAUCGUCGAACAAGAAACGUAACAUUCCGAUCAUUGUGCGUGUGUCAGAUGUCAACGACAAUGCACCAAGAUUUAUGAACACACCCUACGAAGUUACAGUAGCCGAGUCUACACCCGUUGGCACAACGAUAUUUCGUAACAUUCAAGCUCUUGACAAGGAUGCUGGAGUUAAUGGACUUGUUGAGUAUUUUCUUGUGGAAGGAAGAACGAACACUACGGAGGAUGAGAAAAUGACUAUUGCCGAUGGCUAUGACACUUUUGCUAUUUCAUUUCCACAUCAAGGACAGGUGACUGUCGCUAAAACAUUGGAUUAUGAAAAAGUUCAACGAUACUACCUGACGAUUGUCGCAUCGGAUCGAGCUCGUAACGUAACUGAGAGACUCUCCUCGACGACGACGCUCACAGUGAACAUAGCCGACUCAGAUGACCUAGAUCCCUCGUUCAUCUAUCGCGGAUGUGUCCUAUUGGACGGAGCGUGCAUUAACCCAGAGUAUUCGGCAUCUGUUCCAGCGGGAUCACUUCAGGGUGUUCUCAGUGUGUCCCCGGAGAGAAUCCAAGCGGUUGAUCUGGACACGAUAAGCUCCCCCAUUCGGUACUCCUUCGCGAGUGGAAUGCCAGGCAAUUAUGGUGACUAUUUCGAAAUCGAUGUGCAGACAGGUGUCCUGAAGCAGAUAAAAGCUGUCGAUACGUCGACGGCCAAGAAAUAUGACAUCAUCGUUAAGGCCGAAGAGGUAUCGGAAGCGAAGCGCUUCACCACCGCCAAGCUGACAAUUAUGGUAAAGCCUGUCGAUGCGAAUCCCCCAAUUAUCGCUGCAUCCGACAUCGAGGGCUAUGUAGAGGAGAAUUCCAUGAUCGGCACUCGGGUGUUGGAUGCAAGUGGCAAACCGAUAUCCUUCCAGACGAGCGAUGCCGAUCUGGGUGAGGAUGACCCAAAGCCAGCGUAUAUCUAUGAACUGACAACGCCAUCAUUCGAUGUGACCAAAGAUGGUAUAUUGAUCGUUAACGAAGAGGCGCUCGAUCGCGAUCCUCCGAAUCCGGGUAAAUUCAAAUUUCAGGUUGUUGCCCGCGAGCCGAAAACGAAUGCCGCCAGUGCGCCAUUGAGUUUGACUGUACACCUGAAGGAUGUCAACGAUAACGCGCCCAAGCUGGCAAUGGUCGCUCCGAUAUCGAUUACCGCUGGCGAUGGCAAACGCCUGGUGACACAGGUCACGGCGACAGACAAUGACGAGGGUGAGAAUGCAGUGAUCACGUAUUCGAUUUAUCAUGUCUCCAACAAUGGAAUCAAUAAAUUUACCAUUGACGAGCGGACAGGUAGGAUAGAGACUCGUGGCAGGACGAUGGCCGGGGAGCAGUACAGCAUAACAGUGCAGGCAGCUGACAUUGGCGGAUUGAGUUCACAGGCAAUUGUGGAGGUAUCUGUGAUGCCGGGACCCAACACGAAGCCACCGCGAUUUGUAAAGCCUGUGUACGAGGUGCAAGUGAGUGAAGGUGCAGAGAUAAAUUCAACAGUGACCGUCGUUAAGGCAGAGGAUCCCGAAAGCGAUCCUGUCACAUAUUCCAUCUCAUCGGGCAAUGAUUUGCGACAGUUUUCGAUUGGCCAGGAGAAUGGAGUGAUCGUGGUCAUACGAAAAUUGGAUCGUGAAAGUCUGACGCGAUAUCAAUUAAUAAUUAAAGCUGAGGAUAAUGGUGGGCUUUCGAGUACGGCGACGGUGAAUGUCAAAGUGACAGACAUCAAUGACAAAAAUCCAGAAUUCGAUGAGUCGACGCUGCCGUAUGUGUUCAAUGUUGAAGAGGGUAAGGCUGGCGCUUUUGUGGGCAUUGUACACGCCACGGAUGCCGAUGAAGGCAUUAACGCUGAGAUAACCUAUUCCAUUCCGACUGACAUCCCGUUCACGAUUGAUCCGGCGACAGGUGAGAUUCGAACGAAGAACAAGUUGGACUAUGAGAGACAAACGGAGUAUAAGUUUGUGGUGACAGCAAUGGAUGGGGCGCCUGAUGCUAGGCUGGGAACUGCUAGUGUCACGGUUCUGGUGCGUGACAUCCCCGAUGAGGUGCCGAAGUUCACCGAUUCGCGAGUUGAUGUUCGAGUGCCGGAAAAUGUUCCAGAUCUUUUGAUUGCGACGGUGCAAGCUAUCGAUCCCGACACUGUGCAGGAAAUCACGUACACCCUAAGGAAAGGUGCCACAGAGCUGUUUAAGGUUGAUCCCAAGACGGGACAGAUUAAGACAACAAAAGGAUUGGAUUAUGAAAAGGAGAGGCAGCACGAACUUAUCGUGGGCACUUUGGAGAAUGACGGAGAUGGGCCUGGUGACACGAUUAAGAUUAUCAUCGAUGUGGAUGAUCGCAAUGACAUUCCACCAGUUUUCGUUUCGGUUCCCGAGCCGAAGACAGUCAAUGACGACCAACCAAUUGGCACGAUAAUUGACACAAUGGCGGCGAUUGAUGGUGACGGUUCCUCUCCUGGCAAUGUGGUUCGCUAUGAAAUGGUCGGACGUGGCAAGGCGCUAAAAUACUUCCAAGUCGAUCCGGACACUGGAACUGUUAGGAUUCGUGACGAACUGAGGAAGGAAGAGGAUACUGAGUACCAGGUGGACAUCAGGGCCUAUGACAUGGGUGAGCCCCAGUUGAGCUCCGUCGCCACUUUGCCGGUGUUUGUGAGGCAUCUGCUUACCGAUCCCUCAGUUGAUGACCCGAUUGCAGAUGGAAAAGUGGAUAGUGGAGUGAUCAUGAGUCCAGAAAGUCUAGGACUGGCAUUCAGCGAUGACAGUUACACAACGGGAGUUCCGGAGACAACCGGCAUCAACGCAACAAUUAAACUGAUCCAGGUCAUAAAUUCAAAGAAGUCCGCCAAAACGAAUCCGAGCUUCAAGUGUGAAAUCGUUGAUGGGAAUGAACGCGGACUGUUUAGAGUGACUAUUGAGGAUCACGGGUGUGGAAUCGUUCUGCAGAAGCGAUUGGACUACGAGAAUCAAACGUCACAUGGUCUGCAAUUGAAGUUGGUGUCACACAAGUACUUUAUAAAUCCCCAGAAGAGCUUGACGUCAGUGAAGAUCAUCGUUCAGGAUGAGAACGAUAAUGCUCCGGAGUUCACGUUCAAUCGCAUUCAAGGAAAGCCCGACACAUUCUAUGGGGUGGUUGGGCCAGAUGUGGAUAUAGACACGCCAGUGCUGCAGGUUCACGCCACCGAUCGAGAUUCUGGGAAAUAUGGAAUGAUCAGGUACAAGAUCUUCGACGAAGAGGACAACACCAUCAGCGAGGCACAAUUGCCUACAAGCUACUUCAUAAUGAGUGAAACAACUGGAAUCCUGAAAACAGCCAAGUUGUUGCGCGGCGAUGUCACUUUUCCAUUGCGUUUCUUUGUGGAAGCGCGUGACAAUGAUGGACAGGAGGAUGGAUCGCACCGGACAAGAGCACGAAUCGUUGUCAAUCAAAUCACAGAUUUGAAUCGCAUGACGCUGGUAUUCUCCGAUUCGACGCCGAAUGAGAUCCGCAAUCAUUAUACACAAUUGGAGGAACUACUCGAAGAAAAGACAAACGGAAUGAUUGGCGGUAUCGAGAGGUUCAGCAAUCGAAAGUUCCUCAAUGAGAAUGGCAGCAUAAUGGAGAAUCCUUCGGCGACGGAUGUCUGGUUUUACAUUAUCGAUCCAGAGACCGAAAUGAUCCUCAGACGCAACGACAGCGUUGUGAGUGAGAGUCUACUGGAGCCGACAGCACAGGCAGAGAUAAAUUUUGCAGCUUCGGGAAUUGCCAGAGCCACUGCUCAGGGUAUAUUCGGGCCAAUUGAAGCAAGGCAUCAAGUUCAUAAGCAGAUCAAAGCUGCCAUAGCGAUCAACGAUGAGGUGUUUCCGUAUACUCUUAUUGCAGUGUCGCUGAUAAUUCUUAUCCUUGGAACAAUUGGAAUUAUUUACAUUUGUAUUUCUUGGUCAAAAUACAAAAACUUUAAACAACGCAUGCGUCAAUAUUCAGCCCCAUCAAGCCCCACCCGUUAUGAUCCUGUAAUAGUCGGUGCACAAAAUGGCGAAGCAGUCACAAAUCUCAAGGAAUAUGAGACCCAAGUCCUGGCAAUGGCAGUCCCGCCAGAUGGUGAUGAUGAUCUUCAGCUUGACUUCAGUGCCAAAAACCAUGCUUUCAGCUUGGACAGCGUGAGCUACAUAACCCACAAAGAAAAUGGCCAAUCAAGUCCAUCUCAUUCGGAAGCAACAACUGCUACUACGGCAACUUUAAGACGAAAUAACAACAACAAUAACAAUGUUAAUAACAACAUGAACAACCGGCAGAACACAUUUAACCGAACCCUGGAAAUGAACAGGAACAAUGCAAAUCCUUUGGCAUCGAAUGGCACCCUUCCUGGAACAUUAACGCUGGGAAGGAUAAAACAAAACACAAACCACUAUCAAAAUGGUGGCUAUAAAUUAGAUACGAUAAGCAGAAACAAUUUGGCUAAUAUGCCAAAUAAUGCUUAUAGCACGUUGGGGAGGCGGGGGAAUACCUUUGGAAGUGGACAGAAUACGCCAAAUGAUAAUCAAAAUCAAGGCGGUGAAUUGAUGACCAAUACCCUGGGGAGGAACAAUAACCAUAGGGGUGGUUAUGGCGAAAUACCAAUAGCGAAUCCUCUGUUUCAAAGAUCGAAUGGAGACUUAAGUCAUAUAAGUGCGACCAAUGAAAAUGUUUCGUUUGGCAAACGUGACUAUGGUCAAAUGGGAUUUUCAUAUCUUAACGAUUUAGAUAGAUCAGAAGUAGAAACCACAACGGAAUUGUAAACAAAAUUUGUAUAAUUAAUUUUAAAAUCAAAACUGCCACUUUCUGCCGCCGCCGUUCGCCCUCAACGAAUUAAAUAUAAGAGCAAAAAAAGGAUUCUAAUGUCCUUAUUGUCUUUGUCAAUGUGUUUUUUAAUUUAUAAAGUUGCCAUUUUUAAAGUGUAAAUUAGAGAAAAUAAAAACAAUUAUUAUUUAAUAGUGAUUUAAAAACUCAUAGAAUUUUAAACCAUAUAAAAAUGUGUAAAAUUUU
This is a messenger RNA of Eupeodes corollae, 7592 nucleotides long. RefSeq names its product cadherin-99C (gene Cad99C). The record is from RefSeq and is a predicted model, not a curated record. Bases 2246 to 7345 code for a protein of 1699 amino acids. Gene Ontology annotation, molecular function: calcium ion binding; cadherin binding. NCBI's taxonomy places the organism in Eukaryota, Metazoa, Arthropoda, Insecta, Diptera, Syrphidae. Gene Ontology annotation, cellular component: plasma membrane; catenin complex. The transcript is spliced from 12 exons. Gene Ontology annotation, biological process: homophilic cell-cell adhesion.